Paramacrobiotus metropolitanus is the source of this 2315-nucleotide messenger RNA. Its product is annotated as UV-stimulated scaffold protein A-like. The coding region runs from base 248 to 2065 and encodes 605 amino acids. Gene Ontology annotation, cellular component: chromosome. Lineage: Eukaryota; Metazoa; Tardigrada; Eutardigrada; Parachela; Macrobiotidae. Gene Ontology annotation, molecular function: RNA polymerase II complex binding. The record is from RefSeq and is a predicted model, not a curated record. Gene Ontology annotation, biological process: response to UV; transcription-coupled nucleotide-excision repair. The transcript has 3 exons.
UUUUCAGUUGAUUGACUUGACUUUUGAUGGUGAUCAAUAUCAUCUUGUCUACGUACUUAAUCGAGUUUUCUAUUGGCGAAGGAAACAUCUGAGAAAAUCGUUUUUCGCAGCUCCAUAUGAUGCAUAUUUUUUUAGUUUUACUCGUAUUUAUCAUUAGUUGCCAUAAUCUAUAUGGUCGUUCAAGUCCUUAAUUGAAAACAAACCCUUUUUUGUAAUUGUUUUGGUCACUUCGCUAAGUUUUCUGAUUAUGGAGGAGCGCGUUCAACAUCGUCUUUUGCAGCUCAUUGAAGAGGAAGUUAACUCCGGACACAAUCGUACUUCCGAUAAAUCGCUAAAAGAACUGAAAUCCAUCUGUCGACAAUCAGACGAAUACGUGAAGGAAGCCUUUCGCCUGUUAUGGGAGCAUUUGUCCCAAGAACAUGCAGAAAUGCGCUGGAGCGCUUUCUUGUUGAUCAGGGAGUUGUUUGAUCGUUCCCAUUGUUUCCGCGAACUUCUCAUCGAGAACUUGAAUGACUACAUGGUUCUUGUUGCCGAGACUGAUCGACGUAAACCGCUGCCAAAACCAAAAAUCGUUGCUGAUCGUCUGAAACAAGCAUCCGUAGCGCUGUUUAAAUCAUGGACAGACAAAUUUGGCUCAACCUAUAAGAAACUCGAUUUGGCGUACCGCUUUCUGGAUGAUACGAAGAAAAUUGUUCAUCCAGCCAGCUCAGCAUCGUCGUUUUCCGAUCUUUUCACACCGCGCACGGAAUCACGAAAUUCAACGAUUCAGCAAAAGAAAAUCGAUGCAAUUAAAUCGCAAAUAUUGGAAAGUGAGGAGGAAUUGGAUAAUCUAAUGAACGAAACGGAAAAUCUUUUCCGUAUCGUUGUGCCUGAUAUUCUUCAGGAUGCGUCGCCCAGUGUCGAGCAGACGAAUUUGCGGGCGCAUGGAUUGCCGUCGACCGCGUCGUUCAGUAUUCAGGUGGAUUUAAUCCCGCGCACCCUUCGCAUGGAGCGGACUAGCGAGACUGAAGCGCUUAUUGAGAAGAUGGAGGAAAAUGCGGUGCUGCUUAAUGGGAAAUGUCUCCCCUUGACGGUGCAUUGGUUGAGUGUUUUGUCGAAGUCUGGCGCACAGCAGGAGGAUGUGAAAAUGUGUAUCGAUCUGAAACAGCGGAUUGAAAUCUUGCUGAGAAAAGCCGCUACGCUUGGGAUUAAUUUUUUGAAUCGGAGUAAACGAAAAAAGGGUGAUAGUGAUAGUGAAGAGGAAGAUUUUGUCGACGUUCCGGAAGGGAGUUUUCAGGAAACCGAAAUGGUCAAUCUGGAUGACGAAUUGAAACCCUCCACCUCUGGUGUGAACCCUGUAUAUCAAACAAGUUCGUCGGCAACUCUAGAGACGGUGCCUAAGAUGAAGUCCGUAUCGACGCGCGACGCACAUUUGUCCGUGGCUCCUGUUGUUCCGUUCGGCCCAGAUUUGGAAAGGUGGGGUGAGCCUUCCGACAAACUGCCGGAGUUACCCGCCAACCCUAAAGUGGACGCUGUCCAUCGUUUCUGGGCCGCCCCCGAUACGGAAAAGGACUCGCCCAAUUUACAGGUGGCAGAGUCUUUGUUGAGUCGCACGAUGCCGUUUGCUGGUAAAUUUGAACCGGUUAAAUGGUUCUGUCGCGCUCCUUUGCCGAACGGACAACUGUGUCCACGUCAGGACCGUGUAAAGUGCCCGUUCCAUGGAAAAAUUAUCGCCCGCGACGGGACAGGCACGCCCUCAGAUGAAGAAGAGCGCCGGAAGGAGAGACUGGCGAAGGAGAGAGCCGAGGCGGAAAAAGUUCCUGACUGGCAGGAACCGGAAUUCCUAAAAGAUCUCGAAGCAGCAACGGGAAAGAAUUUGAAAGUAGAGAAGCGGAAACCGCGAAAGCAGGACAAUUUGACUGAUCUGGCGGCGGAGGACAACACUCCGAAAAAUCGUUUGGCCAAGAAGAUUUUUGAUAGAGCAGCGGUCAAACGGGUAGCUGCAACGAUGGAUGCGGUGCAGAGAAAAAAUGCCGCUGAGAAAUUUCAGCAUAAUUGGAAUUAUGCCAGUAUCUCUCAUACAUAAAACUGUGAUUGUGCUGGUGAGUGGUGUGAUUUUGCUGCGAUUUUGUCUCAUCUUAGGAGACGGUUUGUAAUACCGGUGUAACAUUUUUUUCAAUGGAGACUUCCUUAAUAAUUUUAGUGAAUUUUUUAGCACUUUCUGGGCUCUGUAUCUUUACCACGGGUAAUUGUAAUGUACUGUUAUUAACUGAAAUCAGCUGCGACAACUUAAUUACAGUUACAGAAUGUUUCAAGUGCAUGAAUUAAAUUGCAUU